UUUGGUUGCCCUUGGGGUCGCGGAGGAAGGGCCGGGAGUCGGUAGACCCGCCGAUGUGAGACCAGACGAGCGCGCGCGCCUCGGUCGGCAAGGCAGAUCCCCGCCACCCGGCCGGCUCUCGAAGCGGCGAGAAGUGCCUGAGAGCCCUCGCUCCGACCGGUAAUCAAAGUGAAGUGCCCGGGGCUUAGUGAGAUGGCCUUUAUGAUGAAGAAGAAGAAGUACAAAUUCUCGGUGGAGGUCGACCUCGAGGAGUUGACCGCAGUGCCUUUCGUCAGCGCUGUCCUCUUCGCGAAGCUUCGCCUCCUGGACGGCGGAUCCUUCGUCGACCAUUCUACGAGGGAAGAAGUGCAAGAGCACACUGUCAGGUGGAACGCCAAGUUCGAGUUCCUCUGCAAGAUGAGUGCCAACGCAUCGACGGGUGUCCUCGACCCGUGCAUCCUGAGGAUAUCCGUCAGAAAGGAACUCAAGGGAGGCCGGUCCUUCCAGAAGCUCGGCUUCACGGACCUGAAUCUGGCGGAGUUUGCAGGAGCUGGACUGUGUAGGCGGAGAUGUCUCUUGGAAGGGUACGAUGCGAGACAUCGACAAGACAACUCUAUGUUGAGGGUUGCUAUAAAAAUGAACAUGCUGUCCGGUGAUAUCCUCUUCAAAGUACCCUCUCCAUCGUUGAAGCAAACUCAGUUGGCUGUGCCAGGUGUCCCGGGUGUACCUGGUGUCACCACCGACGAGGUCAUUGGACCAGAGAGAUGUAGCAAUCGAGAGGACUAUGUUUCCAGCGGUUCGUUGGCUGGUAGUAUAGCCAGUGCCAGCAGCGGCUUUGGAAGUCUUCCCAAGAAGAGACCAGCCCUUUUCUCUUCUGAACUUAUCAGUGGGACUGAACUGUACGAUCCAAUGACUUUAAGUGAGAUCGUUCCAUCGGCUCUUCCAGUAGAGUGUUUGGCAGAGGCACACACGGAGUCAGGACAUUCUCGAAACAGUAGCAAUACGAGUCAACUUAGUAAAGGCUCUGGCUACGGUUCCUUAAAUUCUCACAGUCAACAUAGUAGGCAAAGCAGUAGCGGCGACAGUGGUCACAUCAGGUCACCUUCCUGGCCGGUAUGGGCACCACGCCUCCCGACCCUGGCCCAAAACCAAAACCACACGAGCAAACUCGAGUCCAAUCCCGAGACCAUGUCCCCACCCUCGCCUUUCGUCAAUCCGCACCCCAGGAGUCGAUUCUGGUCGACGUCCAGUCCACUCUCCUCCCGGCGACCCGACUUGGAGAAAGCUCGCGCUGCGAGUGGCGGGCUCGUCGAGGCGAAAAUCCGGAACGGUACGGUGGCGCCACCUCUCGGCGUCGCCGUCAAUCGGGAGGCGCUCGGCGGAGUUGGCGGCGCCACCGUCGCGCCCGGGAAUUUUCGAAUGCCCGACGCGCCCCGACACUCGCGGAAGGGCCACGAGAAGAGCAAUCUAGAGAGCCGGAACGAGCGCAACAGACUCGCGAACGGUCACGGCUCGAAAACCGCCAAGCCAAAAAUCGGCCAGGCUAGCUGGCGCGGCAUCUCGAAAACCUGCGAUUGCAUUGAGAAGGGCAAGAUUAGCCCGGUCCUCCGAUUGGCCGACCAGCCCAGGGCCGUGUCCUCUCCCGAUCCCCUACACAGGCCCGAUACCCCCCGAGCCUCGCUUCUUUCUGCCACGGCGGCCUUGACCCUCAGGGGAAUCGGCGGCAGUCACCGGAAGUUGCUGGACGGUACAGGGGGAAAAUUAGCAACCGUGGCCACCAGCCCUGACUCCGAAGAGUCUCCUUUAGGAGUACCGGAAGUCGCACCUACGACCGCACAGCACCGAAACAGCAUUACCCCACCGAAUCCCUCCGGUGGGUCUGGACUCAGCGAGACCGGAUCUUUGGACAGAGCUAAAGCCGCUCUCGAGCGCAGAAAGAAGGCCGAAGAUGGGGCCGGAAAUCCGAUUCUCUGUAGGGUCGAGGUGACGAGACCAAAUCCGGAUUCUCUGAUCGACGAGCUGCUGAAAGCGACGAAUCUGGAGCAAUCGGAUCUCGAGAGUGCCGAAACUUCCGGUCUGCAGCUCUUUAUCGCAAAGGACGGGACGACGGCUCUUGGGAGCCACGAAGUAAAAAGUCAAAUGCCCGCGGGAGUGUUCAAACAAGUCGUCAUGGAAGAGAACAACAGGUAACACGAAGUUACCACUUCUCGUCGACAGUAUUCGAGGCAAACGACGUCCAGCUUCUCCUUGGCGCUGGUACCGGAACUCGUCUACGAAGCCUGCGAGCCCCGGUAGUGACGAGCCUAGAAAAUGGAUUAAAAAGGCGACUUGGCCCCGAGGAGCGUCCAAGAUCGCCAGGGAAAUUCACCCUUCCGUUUCGUCGAGCAUCGAGGCGAGGAAAAAAUGGCGAACCAUUCUGCUCGAGGUCAUCGUCGCUUCCGGCUGCUCUAAGAUCAAUGGGAAUCGCCUCGGCUCCUGUGAACCCCCGAUUUAAAAUCGGCGUCAUGGAACAUGGAUCGUCAGGGGGUCUUCUAAAUCUCCAAAACUCGUUCUCUUUACCCUGGAGGUAUCGGAGUAUUCACCAGUCCAAUCCAGAGAAGAUAAGACUGCGUCGUUGAGGACUCCCCGCAAAACCACGGAGCGAUGCACCAAAGGAGGACUUCGUUGACCUUGUAGCUGGGCUCUAGAAACGAAGGAACAUUUUUACAGAUGAACGCUUCUUAACGUGGACAGUCAACACUUCCACAUUUCGAUGGUGUAGGAUGAGAUCCUUUUUCUAAGUAACAGGGAUUUCAUUUUUAGUAAAUCCAUUCGUUUCGAUUUAGGCUUACUUUGCUGAGAGAUCAAAAUCGCGGUAUUUAGUAGCGAAGGAAUUGUUAUUCGGCAGAAGUUUUAAGACUCUAUCGAACAGCCAUUGCGAUUCGUCUCGUGGUCCCGAAUCCGUCUAAGUGGAGUGGCUUUUAACCGUCGAAUUUGUGUGGUUAUUUCUAAAAAUGUUUCUGGACGUUCUUUCACUCCGAUGAUCUCCGUCUCGAUGGGCAUUGGCCGUCGAUUUAAAGGAAAUAUGCUGCUUACUUAUAAAACGUAGUCGGAGGGUGGAGGCUCGUGAUAACUUAACGUCGCGUAGCGCAGAAACGAGGAUACCGUUAAUUCACGAUUCGUCUAAGCAAGGACGUGCUUAAACAAUAAACUACAAAGGCGAAAGAUUCUAUGGGAGGAGCAAAUGGAGUAGCAACGAGUGAGAAAUCUCAAAGGAUGCAUAUUUUCUUCCUACGUGGAAAUUCGAGGCACAAGAACGCCGCGCCGUCUUCGCGCGCGCGCGAGCCGAACGUGUUUAGUCAAUACUUUAGCGAGACGCUAAAUUGUAAGUAAUAAACGGUAGCUGUAAAGGAGACAACUUAAAGAAUACACAAGCGAUCGGGUGUGACGAAGUUAUAAAUGUUAACCGAUGUCGAAGCUGUGCGUGCACCAACGCUUCUCUUUCCCUGUGCUCUUCGGCUUUCCUUUAAAUCAGGCAAUAGUCACCAACUGUUUCGAUGUUCAUCUCAGGGGGAUCCUCUUACAGGACUCCCGUAUUGUUGCUUGUCCAAUUCCUAGCGUGUUUCGGGUCCUCGUGCGACAGUAAAUUGCUCAAACUCGACGUAGUCUGCGAGUUCCGUGACUCUUCGGUCGAUCAACCGUUGUCAGUUCUCAACGUCUCCAAAGCUAGCAGAGCCACAUCAGCAGACCCAUAUAAAUUAUACAUCAAAAUUUAUUGCCUUUUUAUUGCUUUUUUGUUAUACAAAUUUCAAUUUUAUUGCUCCAGCCGUUUUCGAAAAAUCGAGGGCUCUGCCAGCUUUUCAUCAAAGCUGGCAGAGCCAUUUAAUAAUUUGCUGAAAAUUAAAAAAUAAGUAGCGUAUAAUGUAGUAAAAAUGUAUUGCUUAUUUAUUGCUUAGUUUAGAAUUUUAUUGCUCUAUCCCCCGGGCACCAAACUCACCCCCUUUAAACAUCCAAGGGGGACCUGCUGAUCUUGCCUACCUUACCACUCCUUUUACGGAAUCAAAUGAAUAGAAUAAUUAAACAGUACCUUCCUAAACUAACGGAAAAUUUAUUGCUCCAUUCACGGCACCAGAGGACAACCCUCGGUAAACGAAAACCACCCUUCUUAAAGUUACAAUAGGUUCUCAUUGUUUCUCAGUCCAGUACCACCAUUUUAAUCGAGUUAAAUUAAACAAUUAAUUAGUCAAUACCUUCGUUUCUUUUUCGAAAACAGCUGGAGCAAUAAAAUUGAAAUUUGUGUAACAAAAAAGCAAUAAAAAAGCAACAAAUUUUGAUGUUUAAUUUAUGUGGGUCUGCUGAUGUGGCUCUGCUAGCUUUGGAGACGUCAGUCCUCAACCUAACGUAUCUGGCUCUUUUGGACGCAGGACGAUUCGCUCUUCAGAUGUUUUCUGCUAACGAGCUUCUUUUCUAGCAAUAGGAUUCCGAUUUAAUUUUCUACAUAACGCUGCUGUAUAAAAUAUUUCUACGUAACGCAGGCAUGGUUUAACCAUGGUUUUUUUAAGUUGGCCUUUUUGCUCCUCCGCGUCUGCGCAAAAGGACGCGUAAACUGUUUUUGUUACAUAAAGUAUCGCGUGUAGUAUUACGCAUUUAUGCUGCCAAGAAGUAAUUGUAGUAGCCGAGUAAAUCUCUGAUGGAAGCUUUUCAAAAGAAAAAUAAUUGUUAGGGCAUAAUCAUGUUCACUGUAAUCGUAAGAUAUUUCCGCAACUGUACGAUUCUUAAAUAUUCGUUAGUAGUUGAAACUACCAUUUAUGUCAAUCCUUGUUGUUUUUAAACUAAACUUUAUUUUCACUCUAUUUGGAAUACCCCAUUUGAAGGGCAAUUUGAUUAAUUGCGUUUAUUCACUAGCUGGGAAUGAGAUCAGUUAAUUGUCAUUGAUUAUUUGCGAUAAUAUCUUCAAAAAUAGUUCCUAAGAGUUGGCAAAAAGCGGCUGAACAGAUUUUGAAAAGGAAAACGACGAUCCUUCCCAAUCGAAUUAUUCGAUCAUGUUGCGAACCGUCCUGACUCGUCCUUAAACAACUCCGAAAAUUCAACAGUUGGUGCAUCCGGCUGUUCAAUAGCAAUUUGUAUAUAUAGCAUAGUAAUUGUUAUGUAGCUAAAUGGCUGGUGUUGUAUACAUUCUCCGUAUAAAAAAAAAAGAAAUUAAUUGUACCGCAACAGAUAUGACAUUACGCACGUGCGGACGCCUGUACGAUAUGUGGUUUGUGUACAAUGUGGUAUAAAAGGAUGCUGCGUAAAUGUGCCCAAGAUCAAUUGACGAUGUCGCGGAUUUAUCAAUUAUUAACAUUUUAACAAGUGCUCCCAGAAAUUGCGCUUUCGGUCGUUCUAAAGUUUCGCGAUCCAGUCGGACUGCGGGGAAAGUGUGAAAAGUCAGUAAUCGAGUGUAUGCGCCAGUGGAAAAGGGAAUACAAAUUACGUAUAAUGUAUACAUACGCAAUAUCUGGAAUCUAUAUAUAAUUUUGUCAUAAGAUGCAUACAUUUUGUUUAUUAUUUCAUACAACUUUCGUUGAAAUUACGAGACCGCUUAAUUAUACGUCAUGGCCUGAAACAAAUCAAGAAACAGAAGGGAUUUAAAUCGAGAUAAAUUUUUAGUAUCAUUGUUUUAAUAUCAUUGGAUAUACAUUAGAAAAGUCAGAAAUGUACGAUAUUUAUUACAGUAGACAUCACGAUUUAACCCUUUAGUUACGAAGCGCCACUAUAUUGGGCUCCACCUGGCACUUUUUUUUUUACAAAGCGCUAUUAUAGCCCCACUUUAUUUUCAUAUAAUCAAGGUGACAAAUGAAUAUCGUAUUCAUGUCAAAUAUUAGCACAUCGUGGCCGAGCUAUCCGUACAGGCGGUACAGAUCCACGUCCGACAUCGCCGUAGUUAAAGGGUUAAACACUCUUAUAAGUGACUCUGCCUACACUAUCUACGAACGAUGUAAAAGUUCUACGAGGACGUUAUAUUUCCAAGAUAUUCGUUAUGCAUAAUCGGUAUAACUUUUUCCCAGUCAGGCAGGACAUUGGUGCGCGCUUUUCUUCAUGUAUUGCAACCCCAAGUGCCAUUUUGUUUAAUUAAUUGUAAUAUAUUCAUCGCUUGACUCCGAGGUGGAAUUGACGCGGAAUAUGAAAUUUCAAAAGCCUCGCCGAUAAUCCGAGUCUAAUGCAGAAAACAUGCCGACUUAGAUUUGAGUUAAGCCGGUACUUUCAACGUAACGACCGGUAUCCGAUUAUUAAAGCUGAAAACCAGUAGUUCGUAUGUGACAGUAUUGCGACAUCCAUUCGGAAAUCAAUUAUAUCCGAGUGCGAUAUGUAUUUUCACUGUUUUUAGGUUCUCCUUUUUCUUUUUUCUUUCUUAUGCUACCGCUACGGUAUUCUUGUACUAUACACUUACACUGAAUUACUGAGUUUCAUACGAUUGCUGCGUGCCCGCGCCUCGUGUAGGAUGCGCUGUGUAGCGGAAAUUAUUUUUGCAAUAACUCGCGUAUAUAAGUUCUUAUUUAUGACGUGGUCCGAGAGCGUUACUACUUUGUCCAGACCAAUGUUCGAGGUCGGAUGGACAUUAAUUUAUUUUAGGCGAAUUUAAGCCCCCGGAAGAGUACGAGAAAUCCUCCACUUUUUUUUCCCCCUCUUUUAUACGUUAACGGGAGAAGGAAGCAUUAUUUUUCUUGCCAAAAUGAAUGGAAAAGGUCUCCGCGCGCAGAUUGCUAAUAGACGAGCAAGUUUUUCAUACCAGAGAUUUAAUUUUCACUUAGUCACGUAAAUGGCGACUGAUUGCGAUUACUUGGAAAUGUUUGGCCACCAUUAAAUUACAAUUUUAAGAGAGCUACGCGCGGAGGAUUUCUGCAUUUAUGGCAAGAUGGAUAUUACUGUUGUGAUAUUUUACAAUAUCGUAAUAAUACCCGUUAUUACUGUAUUAUCGAGUGUAUUAUAUUAUUACUCUUAAUUGAAGAUGGCUCGAAGGCUUGGAACGCGCCUGCAAAGGCGUUCGAAGGCUUUUUUUCGUCAAUUUCUAUGAUUUUUCGUUGUUGACUACUUAGUCCGUCUAUCUAUGCGAAGGAUGCGAACUUCCAUGUGCUCUGAUAAUAACAUCUUGAAAAAAUCCGGAA
Messenger RNA from Orussus abietinus, 7103 nucleotides. Its product is annotated as protein FAM102B. The record is from RefSeq and is a predicted model, not a curated record. NCBI's taxonomy places the organism in Eukaryota, Metazoa, Arthropoda, Insecta, Hymenoptera, Orussidae. The transcript is spliced from 9 exons. Bases 193 to 2169 code for a protein of 658 amino acids.